UGUUUGAAUACAGUGUGUAAGCACAGGCGGAAGAAAAUGAAUGCGUAGAGGAACAAGUAUGUUUUACGUUUUACAGGGUGGAAAGUUCUUGUGGUAUGUGAAAUGCGCUUACUACUGAGAUAUCGAAGGACGCCAAUGGAUUUUCUGAAACACCACAGUGUUAGCUAGUUUUAAUUUUGAUGGUAAACUGCUUACCUUUAUAUCAUAGGCAUGGAAAACAGAAAUUUAGAUUCAGGUCAGCAGGAUAUUAUGAAAUCUCCUGCCAGGAAGAUUUUAGGUGAUAUAAAGAACGUAAAUGAGGACCCUCCAAGUCCAGUUUCACCAACAGCUAAUUUGAAAUUGUUAACUAGAGUUGCAAGUCAUUUCAGAAAAAGAGAUUUCGGUGAAGACUGUGCAGGAUUACUCGAGCAGAAAGUUGAUUCAAACGACUACGAUGAGAACGUUGAUUCGUUGAGUGAAUUCCGAAAAAAAGUAUCAGCCGCAAUCAAACCGCGCAAAGAAAAGUCUUUAAGUCUUCUAUGUGACAAGUUUUUGGAACUUUUCCCGCUGGAGGUACCCCCUGAUAGUAAUCUGUUUAUAUCCUUGGACCAAGCUGCCGCUCAGCUUCAUACUGAAAGGAGACGAUUGUAUGACAUAAUCAACGUCCUAGAGAGCCUUCAGAUGGCAUCAAAGAUUGGUAAGAAUAGCUAUCAGUGGUUUGGAAAUCAGCAGCUCCUAACAACACUUGCUGAACUGAAAGGAAUGGCAGAAGAAAUGGGUUAUCAGAAGAAGGUGAAAGCAAUGCAAAAGUUGUGUUACUGCUCACCGAGAUAUCAAGAGAAGGAACUCCCCCUUACUCCAAAUAGUCAACAGGCAGAUGGUAACCGUGAUGAGCGUUCGCUUGGUGUUUUGUGUCAGAAAUUUCUGAUGCUGUUUCUAGUGUCAGAUGAGGGUGACCUUGUGAAUUUGGAAGUGGCUGCUAGAGUUGUGUUGGCUGGAUCGGAAUCGGAAACUACAAGUGACAUGGAGGAUGUUAUUCCAUUACAUGUGGGAAUGGGAAUGGGGAGCACGCAGCUAAAAGCAAAAGCGCGACGUUUAUAUGAUAUUGCAAAUGUUUUAAGUUCCCUGAAACUUAUCCAGAAAGUGCAUUGUUCAGAUUCUGUACGGAAACCAGCUUUCACCUACUGUGGACCUAAAGUUGAGCCCUUGAAGCAUCUAACAUCGUUAGGCAAAAAUCCACUCUACCCAACUCGACAUUCUCUUCUCCGAUCACAACGUGUGGUGCCUAGUAUAGAGGAGAGAGCUAAAAUCAUGAUAGGUGGAGGAAAACGCAAAUUGAAACGCACCUACAGUGAUUCUGUGUUGUUGCCAUUCAGUGAAUGUCAGGAAUUUCAGGAGUCGGGUGUUGAUAACAGUGCAGAUGGCGAAUGCUUUGGUGAGGCGGUCCUUACAUUGCAUUUAGUUGACAAUAAAGCCACUCGAUUUUCAUCUUCCGAGUCUGUUCAGACAGAGGACCAGAACAACACAAGUAGAGUAUUCACUCCUUACAUGGCUACUGGUGCAGGGGGUGUGUCUAAGUCAAUUGUGGGUGCCACACAUGUUGGUGGUGCAGUGACUUGUGAGAAAGAGGCCAUUGUGCAAUGUACUGAUCCUAUUUCCCAAGUAACAAAUCGUUGUCAAAUUGGAACUGAGCCUCAUGGAAAUAAACUGAUAAGGCAUCAUUCAGAAUCAUGUGUUGGUAAGACAUCGAUAUGUGUGAAAAGGAGAUUGGUUAAAGUAGCACCACUGAGUAUGCAUAAAAGUAGCAGUAUGGAGCACAACUGUCCUGAACAUGGUGCAAGCAUCCAUAAAUCGUUCACUACAGCACCACAGAAAUCAGAAUUAAUGGCACAACAAGCCUCUUGUGUGCAGCCUGCUACAAACUUCAAUCAUUCAGUCUUAGUGCCAUAUACAGCUCCAACAAACAGCUGUACAGAUGGAUUGUACAUUGUUGACAAUCCUUGUAUAAAAACAUCAGAUGCUGUACGCCCUUCUAAUGAUUCCUUUGUAACCAAUGAUCAGAAUAAAAUUACCUCUUCCCCUGUCAUAUCGACCAUUGUGAUGCCGACAGUAAACCAGCCCCGUAUAAUACUGACUGAAGAAAUGCUAAGGAAUGGCAGAAGAUUAAUCAAUAUACCUGGAAAGAGUGAUUCAUUUAGUAGCAAACGGCAGUUGUUGCCGAAAGGUAUUAAUAAUGAGCAAAGAGUUUUCCUGCAAUCACCACCAGUUGCUGCUAAAACUACAGAUUAUAUUCCGUACCAGCCAAAAUGGAAAUUACCGUAUGUUAAGAAUGACUCGCACAUUGUGACAAAGGAUUUUUUCAGUGAAGUGAACAAACGUAGUUCUUUCAUUACUCAAAACAAAUGUUCUUACAGUGUGGUAACCGGAAAUGACACAAAUGGACAUAGCAGGUUACAUUUAAGUCCAAACAUUGACGUAAAAUGUGACUUUGUUCAAAAAGAGACUGGUACUGUAGUAGGCCAAUCUAGUGUAGACAAUAAGCAAUAUACAACGCUAACGUAUUCAGGGGAACAAGGAAAUUAUAAUGCAAAUCAAAAACAGUUUUCACAGUAUAUGUCUGUUGUCUCAGAUGAUCACUGUUACAAUAGGCAAGGAGAUAAAAGUUCCUUACAGACUGCUGAUUGUACUUCUGGCCUAGCUGGUGAGGAGAAAAUUGUGCUCCCACAUGUGGUUCCUGGAGAGCUGUACACAGCUGUUAAAGUUGGCUCUGUUCUGCAGCUUGUGCCUGUCAGUAGUAACUCACUGGUUACUAAAAUAUAAACAUUAUGGAAUGUUCUACAUUAUUUGUAUGUGCAAUACAUUUUUAAAUUUAUGAAAAAUCUAUUGACUUAAAAUUUAUACUGAGAUGUAUGUGUAUUAGAGAAUUAAUAUUAUCUAAUGUAAAAUGAAAAAUUUAACUUCUUUCGUUGCGGAUAAAUUUUAUUAAUAUAUAUAUGUUUCUUCAAACUAUUUCAGUCUUCCGUUAAGUCGUGCAUCAAGUUUCUUUGGUUAAAUAUUUGGGAUAAAAUUGAAAUUUCUCUCUGUUCUGGUACUCAUUGUCAUAUCCAAUGUGAAAUUUUAUGUAAAAUGCAUAUUUAUGCAUCAGUUAAGGGAAAACAGUUAAUGUCUUCGUUUACUGGAAUAUUUUCCAAUAAACUCCGUACUUUUAUCACUAUAUUUUAGAUAAAAUUUUAUUUUGUGUUUACAGUUAGGAAUAUGAUGAGGAGGUAAAUUGUUCGUAUUGUGCAACACAGUAAAACAGCAUUUAAAUGGAAUGUUGGACAUUAGUAUUGACAGUCUGCACACACUUAAUUGGAGUAUUAACACAGUUUGUCAGACGUGUUUGAAAUAACAGCUUCAAAUUACUGAAGAGUUUAAUUUUUUAUUUACUGAAAAAUUUUGUUGAAAUAGUUAGUGAUGCAACUGUUUCUGGCUUCAUCUGUCUCCACGACAUGAAGUAAUAUUGGAACCCAGGUAAUAUUGCAUUGUCAUUUUUGUGCACUUCUGUAAAUUAAUUACUGUUUUCCCCUGUCACUGCAAGUGUUUUUAAUUCCUUGGCAUGACCUUGAUAUGCUGUAGAUACUGCAGUGGACUGGUGGUGCAUUUUGCACCCAAGAAUGAAAAUAUGCUCAUAAAUUACUCACAGUAUAGUAAUUAUUUUUGUAGUUUGUUGUUAAUAGGAUAAUACUCAUGCUGUUUGGGCAUGUACUGAAACUUCAUAUUAUGGAAGCUCAUACUUACAAGAAAACGUGGGGAUAAAAACCAGAAUUGGCUGUUAUUCUCAGAGAAUUGAAUAACAUCGUGCGCGCACACACACACACACACACACACACACACACACACACACACACACAAAGUAAUAUAAUAUGUAAUGAGAAUAUAUACACACACACACACACACACACACACUAAGUAAUAUAAUAUGUAAUGAGAAUAAAUCACUACUUACCAGACUUUCAUGACAAAUAGCUUAAGAUAAUGUCCCUGUCCACUGCUCUGUGGCUUUUACAUGUGGUAAAUAGUGAUAUCUUAAUAUUAUAUUAUACCACUGCAUAAAACAAGUAGUUUGGUGUGGAUUAUUACAGAUUAUUGAUCCAAGAAAUGUGCAAAUUAUGGAAUAGACAUUCACAACCUAUAACUGCCUCUAUUUGAGGAAAUGGCCUUACCUGUUUUGCAAUACAUGCAUCUUUCCCUCCAUUCAGUGAUUUUGUUUUGUGUGCACUGAAUGCGGUUCCUGCUUCACUUUGUUGAAUUCUGUUUCAGUUGUUAUUUACUAUUCUACCUAUGUCUUCUAGUCAGUUAUUUUGGGAUGAGAAUUGAUAUUGUCAGCUUGAAAUGUUUUCAGUUUUUGUUCUCAUCCUGUCAUUUAUAUAUAGUGGUAAUGCACUGAAGAGUUCCGUCUGCUAAUUAUUCAUUCAACAAUCUAUUGCAGAGGCUUCAGUUAAAUCUUUCUGUAGUUAUAAAAGAUGCACUAGAUAUUUUCUACCUUUUUCGUUACGUUCUGCACAAAAUGACAUACUUUGGGAGUGACGCCACAGAGAUUAUUUUAUUGUUGAAUAUUGUUUAAUGGUAAUAUUAAUCCAAUUCAGGAAAUUUUCAUUAUGUUUUGGCCUGUGAGGUUGCAUUCUUCUGUCACUAUUCAUAAAUUUAAAAAAAAUUGCAAUGAGAGUAAGGCAGAUAUUUUCUGGGUACUUAGAGAGUGGUAUAAUUUUUCUUGCAAUAUAUUUUUCUGUAGCCAGUGGCAUAUCCAGUGUAACAAGAACAGUUGCUUGAGAAAUAACAUUAGUUUUCAUGAGGUAGUUGAAGACUUGUUUCAGUUUAUACCAAAAUUUGUAAAACUUAUGUGCUGCAAAGUUAAUUUAUAAUGAAUUGAACUGCUAUGUUAAUAUGGGUUAACAGCUUAGAAUAGUAUAUUCUGAAAUGCUCAUAAGAGCAUAUUGAGUCUUAUUUAUAGCAUAUUGUGCACAUUCAUUAGCUAUUGCAGCAUCAGUACUGGUUUAGUCUCAAGACUUCUAUAACGUUGUAGCAAGUUACAAAGUAGGAAAAAUAUUGUAAAUUUUGGAUAUUUUUUCUGCAAAACAUCAGGAUGAUUACGCCAUGUAAUCACUGUAGUACCAGGUGCCCCCCUCCGCUGCCGCCAAACAAAACACACACUCAUACAUACAUUUAAAUCUAUUUUUUGUGUCAUUAGACAAACAGAGAUAGAAACAAAGGAGUAAGUGGCUCUAUAUCAAAGCUGUGCUAAUUUUCUCAGCAUUUAAUUGUGUCUCUAGUGAUUGACUAACAUUUACAUAUAGGCUGCACUGUUAAAAUGGCAAGCAUGUGGUUACUGUGAUUGAAAGUGAAGCUGCAUAUUUACAUUAUUACUUUUUGUUUCAUAUUGAAUCUAAAUUCUCACCACUCUCUGAAGUCAGCAUCAUGCAUAAUUUUUCUGCAAUUAUUUGUAGAACAUUGAACAGUAUUCAUCGAAAUACUCGGUUCUGUUUUUUCUAUUCCUGUCUUUGUCUGUAGGAGAUGUACAGUUGUAAGUUUUUAAUAGCAUUUUCAGAACCUCUCUUCCAUUUAAAUUUUAUACUCCUCCAGAGAACUAAAAUUAAUCAAUUUCAUAUUUGCACUGUGGUAUGUUUUUAGACAAACAACCUAAUCUAGUGUUAUUUCCAUCUGUCUGGUCCAGUUUAAUUUCUUUCCUCGUUAUCAAACACGAUGGAAGGUAUAUGAUCUCAGAGGUUCAUAAAUAUUACUUGCUGCUGCUGCUGCUACUACUACUACUACUGCUGCUCAAUACAUAACUACUUUUUUAAUUUACAUACUAUCAUAAUGUUUUCACUGCAGUAGUCGUGUAGUUUUGUACAUUCAGUCAUCACUUGAGAUCUAUGGAUCUGUGUGUUGCUAGGCACAUAAUCUUUUUUUUUUUUUUUUAAACCAGUGUCUUUAAGAUACAACAGUUUUUCAACUUCUGCUUUGUGGUGAUUAUAGUUUUUAAAUUUCUUGAAUUGUUGUACAGUGAUGGUGUUGCUCUGGUACAUCCAAAUGCAGUAUUUUAUUCACAUCAGAAUUUACCAGUCCACAUGCAUGGUCUUUUAGCUGUGUGUCAUCAUUAUCUGGCCAUCCUAUCAUGGUAAAAGUUGUGCAUACUUAGCUUCUCUCAUAAGCAGGCUUGUGACAAGACCUAAUGUAAUGUCGGAUAUUAAUGAAAUAUAUGCUGGGACCAUGAAGCAGUGUAUUUUAUGGUUAUGCCUUUAUAUUUAAAAAAAAACCAGGACACAUUUAAUGACUAAAUUUAUAAAUUUUUUAUAUGUACCAUAAUCCUCAAGAGCAAGCAUCUUAGAGUCCUUGAUUUAAUAGCAAAUUAUUUUGGAUGUAUAUAAUUUUUACAUAUUGAAGUAUUCAAAUCACAGUAUUUAUGUGCUGUUCACAGUUGUGAACAUAGAUUGCUUUUGUUUCCUUGCAUGAAUGGCACUUUUAAACCUGGCAUUGGUCUAGAAAUUGUCCAUUUUGUGAAUCUGUAGAGUGCACAGCUGUUUCACAGAAACAGGGACUGCCAAAUAUUUUAAAAUUAUUCAUCGUAAGAGUGCAAUGAAUAAACAAAUGUAUUGUAGAGAGACUGACUAUGUUUUGUUGUGGCUUUACUUCAUUCCAUUCCAAUUGUUUUCCUCUGGUAAUUUUGAACUGAUGUAAUGAAAUACAAUAACACUGAUAUUAACUUUUAACUAAAGUUUUUAGAUUAAUUAAAAUUUGACUUGAAUGACAAGUGUUAGUUUUGGAGAAAAUACAUAUUAUCAGCAUAGCAGAAAUUCUUGUUACAGUAUUACUUAAAUGCCAUAUACCAAGGCUCUUCAAGUAAAUUUGAUUGCUUUAUUUCAUUGUCUGAAUAUUUGCCACUAAAGAUUCUUUUAAGAUUUUAUGAAAUAUGUCUAUGCAAAGAUUUUAACAGUUUUGUAUGCAUCUUUAAUACAGAAUAUGCUUUUAGUCAAGACAAAAGUAAUUUACUAUCUGUGUUAGCCAGUCUAUUUGAAAUUAUCAUCCAGGCUAUCUUUAUCUGCAUUCAUAACUGAGAAACACUUAACCUCACCUUUAAGGUUUUACUUGUUGGGCAUGCUUGUAUCUAAUAAGUAACAUAUUAACAAAGAGCAAGAAAUUAUUUUAAAAUUAUUUUAAAAUUAUUUUUGUUGGUGAUUUUGUUAUAGACUGAAACUGAAUAUUUACCAAAAUGUAACAACAUUUACAGUAUUGCUACUCCUGCUCAGGCUAAAAUUAUCCAGAAACAAACUGCAAUGGAUGCAGUACUUUAGACUGAUCUUGUGAUUAUUGCUGUUAUCUUUUUUGUUAUUGCUGCAGUAGUAAUAUUCCUAAUACUUGUGCUUCAGAAUACUAGUCUAACAAAAAGAAAUUAAAUGUAAAUUUUAAUGGUACAUAUAUAUUAAUAAGUGUUAAAGCCUUUAUAUAACUUUCUAAGACAGUUGUAAAAUAGAAGCCAGUUUGCAUAUGAUAUAAUCCAUUUGUGCAAUAAAUUGUAUAUUUUAGAUGAGAAAGAAGUUUUAUUUAUGAAUAAGUAUAUACUAUGUGGGGUAUAAUGCAUAAUAAAUCUUGGUUGUAAUUUUUGAUGGCACUAAUGCUCAGAUUGUAAAGUAUUUCUUAAGGGUUUACUAUUGUCAGAACUUACUAGCUUAUGUAUUGAUUUAGAUACUAUGUUGGAGAAUGUGGGUAUUAAAUAGGUUUGCUUCUGAAAAGGGUUUUUAAGUGAGUGUGAAAGCAGAAUGUUAUUUCUCUUUUUUGUGUAAUACUACUACUUGAAAUAAGAGAAAACAAAUUAAAUGCAACAGUUGCCUUUAACAUGUAUCAUGCCUCUUUCAGCUCCUAUGUAACAAGUCAUAAGUGUGGC
Molecule: messenger RNA, 7900 nt
Organism: Schistocerca cancellata (South American locust)
Lineage: Eukaryota; Metazoa; Arthropoda; Insecta; Orthoptera; Acrididae
Exons: 7
Coding region: 211-2799 (862 amino acids)
Biological process (GO): regulation of transcription by RNA polymerase II
Cellular component (GO): RNA polymerase II transcription regulator complex
Molecular function (GO): DNA-binding transcription factor activity, RNA polymerase II-specific; RNA polymerase II cis-regulatory region sequence-specific DNA binding
Source: RefSeq, a predicted model, not a curated record